AUGUAUGUACUUCGCCUAGAACGAAAGACGUUUGAGUACUUCAACGGAUACGAGAUGUCUCUUAAGGACACGUUGGGAGGCAUUAUAGGGCAACUCAAUACAGAAAAUCUCAAGGAGAUAGAGAAUGGCGUCAAUGAAGUCGAUCAAUUGUUGCGCUCUCUAGCUUCAUCAAUACAAAAGCUGCAUACAUCAGGGUCCAUGGACUCUCGCCUAGCAAGUUUCGUGUCGCUACAAGAUAAUUUUCAAUACAACUUAAGCAGCGCACUCCUCUCAGCAUAUAGGGAUAUUUUACAGGCAUCCGAUUCGCCCCGAAUCGAGACAAUUCUUAAGAUUAACACUUGUCUUAUGGGUCUACUUUUGGUACAUCCAGAGUCUAGAAAUAUCUUUGGCAAAAAGGCAAAUAUGCUGGUUAUACUCGGUUUUCUAGACCCGGACAACGAGUGGUACCUGCUAGAGAUCUGUGCAUCUUUUGUAUCUCUACUAAUACAUAUCUUGCUUUUCAACCUACGAAACAUGCGUGUUUUCGAGGCAUGUGGUGGGUGUCUGACAAUAAUUCAUUUACUCCAAUAUUCACCGGCAGAAUCAAAAGAAUUAGAUACGCAGGCCGCUUUGCAGCAGAAUUUACAUUUCAAAGUCGUUGAAUUCUUGAUAUUCUAUAUGACAGACGAGAAGGAGUUUGGAGACAGCGGUGGUGUACCCAUGCGUUCAGUUGCUGAGAAGGCCUCUUUCAUCAAACCAGACUUUCCAGCAAUCGAGGAUUUAAUAGACACUUUGAAUGACUUAUCGACGACGAAAACCACUAUUUCAAGAGUUCAUGGAUAA
Messenger RNA from Candidozyma auris, 822 nucleotides. RefSeq lists its product as uncharacterized. The record is from RefSeq and is a predicted model, not a curated record. The transcript has a single exon. NCBI's taxonomy places the organism in Eukaryota, Fungi, Ascomycota, Pichiomycetes, Serinales, Metschnikowiaceae. Bases 1 to 822 code for a protein of 273 amino acids.